Messenger RNA from Astyanax mexicanus (Mexican tetra), 2177 nucleotides. Its product is annotated as toll-interleukin 1 receptor (TIR) domain containing adaptor protein. The transcript is spliced from 3 exons. Gene Ontology annotation, biological process: signal transduction. The record is from RefSeq and is a predicted model, not a curated record. Lineage: Eukaryota; Metazoa; Chordata; Actinopteri; Characiformes; Acestrorhamphidae. The coding region runs from base 186 to 989 and encodes 267 amino acids.
AUUUUGGGGGGGACAAAUCCACCUGUUUCUAAUAUUGGGUGGGACAUGUGGGACACCCAAAGUGUGUUUAAAACACUAAUCUAUUACCAGAAACAUACAUUUUUAAAUGGUGCUGUGGAUCUGAUGUGCUGUAGGUUUAAAAUGAGGAUUCUGUUUUUUUUUUUUCAGAGAAAGAACUAGGGAAUAUGGAAGCAGAUUAUGGAAGUAGCAUGAUUGGCAGGUUUUGUCGACACUUUAGAAAACCGAAAAAGGACACCAUUUUGUGCUACGCAAAGAAACGCUUCCAGAAUAGCAAGUCUUUCUCCAGUGAGAACCCUGACGGCCUCUCCAUGGAUGCUGGACCUUCCUCCUGUGGGAAUUCUUCCUCCUCUUCCUCACAUCCAGACUGCAUAUGUCCUGCACUAAGCAGUCCCUCCUCCUCUUCCCAUUGCAUCUGCACUGCUCAGGGUUUGUCAGUGUGCUCUACGCGGACCCGCACAUAUGACGUGUGCGUGUGCCACAGUGAUGAAAACGUGGCCCAGGCUCACGCUUUAGUGACAUUUCUGGAGUCUCCAUCAAGAGGGCUCCGAUGUUUCUUGCGAAUGCGUGACUGUCCACUGGGAGGGGCUGUAUCCUCUGAACUAUGUAACGCUGUACAGUCCAGCCACUGCUCCGUCCUGCUUAUCAGUCCCAGCUUCCUGACAGACGACUGGUGCAUGUAUCAGAUGCAUCAGGCCUUAAGUGAAGGACCCAUGUCCCAGAGGAUCAUACCUGCUGUUCUGGACAUGCACAUCUCUGAAAUUCCACAUGAACUGCGCUUCUUAUACAUUGUGGACUUAAACAGGAACCAUGAAGCUGGCUACACUCGUGUGUACAGAGCAGUUCUUCAAUAUUUUAAGGAGAUACCUAUUUCUCACUCACAGAGCAGUGCAGAAGACUGUGGGAAGGAAAUCACUGUGAUGCAUUAUCAGGAAACUGCACAAAAUAUGGACCUGCAUGGGUUACGCUAGCAUUUUCUGCUUGCUUUUUUAUUUUGUUAUUUCUGAUUAACUGUUUUCCAUCACUGACUGGUUUAUUUUUCUGAUACUUGUGUAUUAAUAUAAAUAUUUCCAUCAUAAUAAAUGUCAAUUUCUGUGUGAGUCUGUAGGUAACCUCUGAAGCACACAGAGGAGCGGAGGGAGGAGGGGUUUAGUGUUGAUGUGUGAGUGGCAGACAUGCGGAUUGGACAUUAUGGAAAUACGGAACAAAACCUUAUUGGUUCAAUACGGGACGCAACAUUUAGUUGCUAAAUAAGGGAUGAUUUUGUAUUUUACGGGACGGGUGGCAACCCUAGCGGUGGUCCCUUCCUACUCACACUAACUCUCCUCUGCGCUCCGCAAAACCAGCAGGCUGAUUGGGUGUUUCUCCUGAAAGGCGGGACUUUAUCAGUGAACCGGCACCAUGAGGUUAGGAGCUUUCCCUUUCACCUGCGGUCAGCAGCCUGUCUCCUGGCUGCGUGGGGUAAAAUCCGUUUCCCGCCCAAAACGGGUAUGCCUUUACACAUACAAUUACUUAAGGUCCAAAGGGGCAGGUGCUCAAGCCCCCUUGAUUCAACCUUAAACCAUGUGGACACAGGCUCAGCCAUUAUUCAAAGGUGUGUUACCAUCUGAUAGAAUUUUAAAUGUGGUACAUCUAAGGCCCCUACAAAGCCAGGCCAUUUUCAAUUGCUCCAAAUAAAGGUGCUCAGCCACCCUUCAAGCACUUUAACAACAUUAUUGGACAAUAAAAUUGGGAUAAUUUUUUAAUGGGUAAAGAAGUUUGGGCAAAAAAUUCAUUAAGUGAGUGCAAUCCUUCCUAGCCAGGAAAGAGGUAGAGGGGCCCAGAGAUCUAGAUCUGAUUUUAUAGCCUCCGAAAGUGGAGGGUAAUUACCUUUUAAAAGUCUGAUCAAAAUGAGGUGUUACAUAACCCCCCAAGUAAACAAAGCCAGAAUGUGAGCAAUAAAAAGGAAAGGGCUGUAGUAGAUUUGGAACAGAUGUGAGAGGUCAGUGGAAUUGACUCAGAUUUCGUUAAAGUAAUUUUAUACCCAGAAAAAGAGCCAAAUACUGAGAUGGUUUGAAUCAGGCAGGGUAGAAGAACAGAAGAGGUACCGAGAGCGGAGUGUUUGAUCAGCUGGUGGCGCUGUGUCUCUGCAGGAUUUACUCAUCUCAGUCUGUCCCUCA